Molecule: messenger RNA, 8944 nt
Organism: Xyrauchen texanus (razorback sucker)
Lineage: Eukaryota; Metazoa; Chordata; Actinopteri; Cypriniformes; Catostomidae
Product: nuclear receptor ROR-alpha A-like
Exons: 11
Coding region: 158-1717 (519 amino acids)
Biological process (GO): regulation of transcription by RNA polymerase II
Cellular component (GO): nucleus
Molecular function (GO): RNA polymerase II cis-regulatory region sequence-specific DNA binding; zinc ion binding; nuclear receptor activity
Source: RefSeq, a predicted model, not a curated record
CACACACCCACCUCUGUCUUCUUCACUCGCCUUUUCAACAUUCCUUACUUCUGCUAGAAAAACACAUUGCUGCACCAAAUCUCUCAGCUCUGAACCUCAUCGCGGCACAUCGUGACACACCAGCAAUAGCUCCAAAAAGAAAUCUUAAAAAUACAACAUGGAGUCCCCUCCAGAUCCAGCGAGCGACCCGGGCAACGGCGUCUCAGAGUCGGUUACCCCGGUCAGGGAAACCCCGGUAAACCUGGAGACUCUCCGCAAAGCUGAACACCAAGCCCCGGUGCGCAGGCAGAGCUGCUCCAGUACCAACAGAGGUAUUUCAGUAACAAAGAAGACACACACUUCUCAAAUCGAAAUAAUUCCCUGCAAGAUCUGUGGAGACAAAUCAUCAGGCAUUCAUUAUGGUGUGAUAACGUGCGAGGGCUGCAAGGGUUUCUUCAGGAGGAGUCAGCAGAGCAAUGCGGCGUACUCGUGCCCACGUCAGAAGAAUUGCCUGAUUGACCGCACCAGCCGGAACCGCUGCCAGCACUGCAGACUGCAGAAGUGUCUUGCCGUGGGCAUGUCACGUGAUGCUGUGAAGUUUGGCCGCAUGUCGAAGAAACAGCGGGACAGCCUGUAUGCGGAGGUGCAGAAACAUCGACUCCAACAACAACAGCGGGACCACCAGCAACAGCCCGGAGAAGCCGAGCCCUUAACCCCAACUUACGGCCUCUCCACCAAUGGCCUGACCGAACUACAUGAUGACAUGAGCGGCUACAUGAACGGCCACACACCCGAUGGCACCAAGCCCAACUCGGGCAUCAGCAGCUUCUACCUGGACAUCCAACCCUCACCUGACCAGUCUGGCCUGGACAUCAAUGGCAUCAAGCCGGAGCCCAUAUGUGACUUCACCCCUGGCUCAGGCUUUUUCCCCUACUGUUCCUUCACCAAUGGCGAGACAUCCCCCACUGUCUCCAUGGCUGAGCUGGAGCAUCUGGCCCAGAACAUUUCCAAGUCCCACAUGGAGACGUGUCAGUACCUGAGAGAAGAGCUUCAGCAGAUGACCUGGCAGGCUUUCCUACAGGAGGAGGUUGAAAGUUACCAGAACAAGCCCAGAGAAGUCAUGUGGCAGCUGUGUGCCAUAAAAAUCACAGAGGCCAUUCAGUACGUGGUGGAGUUUGCCAAGCGAAUCGACGGCUUCAUGGAGCUCUGCCAGAAUGAUCAGAUAGUGCUACUCAAAGCAGGCUCUUUGGAGGUGGUGUUUGUCAGAAUGUGCCGUGCCUUCGACCCUCAGAACAACACAGUCUAUUUUGAUGGAAAGUAUGCUGGGCAUGAUGUGUUUAAAUCAUUAGGCUGCGAUGACUUGAUCAGCUCCGUCUUCGAGUUUGGGAAAAACUUGUGUUCUAUGCAUCUCUCUGAAGACGAGAUCGCCCUGUUCUCAGCCUUCGUGUUGAUGUCGGCAGACCGGUCCUGGCUCCAGGAGAAAGUGAAGGUGGAGAAACUCCAGCAGAAGAUCCAGCUGGCCCUGCAACACAUUCUCCAGAAGAACCACAGAGAGGACGGCAUACUGACAAAGUUGAUAUGCAAAGUCUCCACACUGCGUGCUCUGUGCAGCAGGCAUACGGAAAAGCUGACAGCGUUCAAAGCAAUAUACCCAGACAUUGUCCGCGCCCACUUCCCCCCAUUGUACAAGGAGUUGUUCGGAUCAGACUUUGAGCAGUCCAUGCCCGUGGAUGGGUAGCGCUUCCCUGCGCCCGCCCUACCCGGGGGAAUUCACACCGUGGGGAAUGUCAAGCAUAAAUCUAAGACACUUUAUCAGUGCCCUGCACAUACACACACCUGGACAGCCGACACACUGCACACACACACACUUUUCCCUUUUUCUCAAUUUUACUUUGUUUUUUCUUUGUUUUGUUUUUUUCAGGAGGAGUUAAUGGACUGGAUUUGACUCCAGCAGUUUAUUUUUGGGGUUUGUUCCCUCCUUUUACUGACACAGGUGGGAUUUGGAGCCCAGGGGAGUGGAUGAGAAGAUGAAGACACUUGUUUUUCAUACGCUCCCUCUCUCUCUCGCUCCGUUUCUCUCUCUUUCUUUGGCUGAACCUGUAAAGUCCAUGCAUACGAUUCGAGAGCGGUCCCAUGGCGAUUUGUCACGAUCAGCAUAAAUUGUUUUGACUUGUUUCCAAAAUGGAAAACAAUUCCCUGAGCGUAUAUUCUCCUGUAUCCAGCAUUUUAAAUGUUUUUAGUAGCAGCAACAGACCUUACAGCCCUUUUCAAGCCAAGAAAAAUGAAAUGUGUUUUUUUUUUUUACUUCAAAAAUUCAGUGACGUCUUUAUAAGAAGAACUAUUCCAGUAGUUAUUGUAGCAUCAGAAAAGUUCUACGUAGAAAUGUAUUCAGCUUGUGGCCCAUACAGUAUGCAUGGUCCAGGCUCAGCCAAUAGCUUUAUUUUAAAAAAUGUAAGUCUUGAUGUCAGACUAUAAACCAGCAGUGAAUGAAAAAUAAUACGACAUGAGCGUAAUACAGGAGACAAAGGAGAGAAAGAUGGAGAAGUAGUGUGAAGCAGAGCAAGUCAGAAUUUGGUGUCGCAAAGCAGCACCUUUCUACGGACAAUCGUCGAAAAAGAAGGCAGAAUUCUGGUAAUUCUAGUUAGAUAAAGCCGUAAAAGGCGCAAUUACUUUAAGCUGUCUGAGACUCCAUCUGCCAUAGUUGCUUAGUGAUAUCAUUUAAGGCCAUCUGCUAUUAAGUCCCUUUUUGGAAUGGUGUUAAUGUAACGCAACGGUCCGACCACCAACAUCGAUGCAAUGCAAGGGUCCAUUCCACCAGUUUUCUAACGUAUUACAGGGUAAACACUCAUAAGUACAAAACUAUACAGAAAAAAAAAAAUGUUUAUAGAAUCUAUUUUAAAUAACAUGUAUGAUAUUAGUAGCUAGACUAUUCUUAAUUGUGAAAAAAAAUGGAUAAGGCACUUUUAUUUGCACCUUUCUUUAAUUUGAGACUUGUAUAUUUAUCUAGUGAUGUGUUGCAUGUAUAAAUACCACGGUUAUGGAGAUUGAGUGCUAGAAAACCCUAACGCUGCUGAGGGUGGUGUGUGUGUGUGUGUGUGUGUGUGUGUGCGUGUUUGUGUAUUUGUGUAUUUAUUUGUACGAGUUGGAGGUUGGUGCUGGGUAAAGGCCGAUCACAAGCGUUCCAGAAGGGGACUAUUUUUAAAGCAGCUUCAAUGCUGGAAUACUGUUCCUAGAUCAGCGUUGCGUUUUCGGCACUCAGCAAUGACUAUUGAAUUUUUUGUGCUAAAUAUACAGUACCCACAUAGUAGAGAUGCUUUGAUCCAAGCUUUAUCACAAAAAAGGUUUUCAACAUAAUUCGAUAUGUGCUCUACCAAAUUGUUUUAAGGGUUCAAGCACACCAUGCAUUUUUGAAGGGCUGUUUAAAGAACCCUUGUUCCUAUAAAACAAAAAGGGUUUCAGAUCUGUUUAUGAAUUGCAGAGAUAUUUCAGUACGUCAGCCUCUGUUCAAUUGCUCCAUCUAGCGGUGUUGCUCCACAUGACCAUGGUUUGACUAUUUUACACCACUCAGUCUGGUUUAUAAGUGGUUGAUCUGGCAUCCACCCGUUCUUAUAUACACACUCUACUCCAUCUGGACCUGGGAUGAAAGUGUCUUUCAUGUGAAUUUUCUUUUUAAACCGGCUCUUGCAAAGGUCUUUGCCCAGCAACAAUGCUCGUCUGGAACGUAAGAGUGAAAAACAGAAGAAAAGACAAAUAUUCAAAGCCUUGUCUGGUUGAAAUCCUCUAUUUUUGUAAUAUUGUACAGUGCUUAUGAAGCCUAUGAAAGACAAAAGGGAAAGAGUGAAGGAUGAUAAAGCACGUAAUCCUGCAAUAAUGAAUUAGAAUUGGUGUGUUUUUUAUGAUUUUUCAAAGAACAAGACAAUGGUACUAAUAGUGCUAUUUUUUGUAAUACCUAAAUGUCAUGUGUUGCGCGUGUUUGUACGUCUCUUGAAUGUGCCAUAGUCAAGGGCAUAGGUUUGGCUUGAACAUUGGGGGGUUGCAGCAUCAAGCAUUUACAUAUUUCCAUUGAUCAUGGUAUAAAUAAUGGGGGGUUUAAUUCCCCCCAUCCCCUCUCAAAUCUACGCCCCUGGCCAUAGUGGUCUUUCCUGCUUUUUUGAGUCUGAAAAGAAUUGUUGUAACAUUCCAGUAAAACAAUGUUGUGGCUUUUAGAAAGUCCCUAAAUAAUCCAGAAAUAAUAACAUCAUUGAUAACUUCAGCGACCUACUAACAGACAUUUUGACAAACCUUGAACUGAUCUUGGUAGCUUGCUUAUCGUCCAAUUAAAAAUCAGACACUUUCAUUCCGUAAUCACAUGGUUUUUCCUAUUACACAAAGUAUUUUCCUCAGGGAAGAGUCUGUCUAACUAAAUUCUGAAGCCGGUAGCUUAAACACGUUAGUCAGCUCUAUGUUAACGUCAAUAAUUUGAUCUCAAAAGCAUGAUCAGGGUCAGUACAGUAAAAUCAUUAUAUGUAUGUGUACUACAUCAGAAUACUACUGAUGGAAAAGCUUUAUUGUUAUUGGUUGUGAAAUUCAUUGAUUGCGUCCCUCAGAAGUUAUGAUUACUACAGUAAAUCAUCAAACUGUGAACAACAAUCCAGGUUCAAGUUUAGGUUCUUGUAAAUCAGCAGCAUGUGUGUACAACAAGGCUCAGGGAGAGUAAUGGUGUGAUAAUUGAGAACACUGAAGCAGGUAAUACCGAGGGAUAAUGAGACAUAUUAACUCCAAACAUUAACACCUGCAUAGACAGUAUACUGAACAGUAGGUGCACUCUCGAAGACUGUUCCAAACCUUUUUUUAUAAUUUAUUUAUAAUCCAAUAAUAGUGAUUUCAUUCCAUAACAAAAAGUUACUAAAAACAGUUCAGUCUGAUUUAAGGUACCUAACCCAAUAUUAGUUUGUGCUAUGUAUUUCUAUGGUUAUUAGAUUAUUGCAUUGUUAGCUUAGCCACAUGCUAACGUGCAAAACACUACUGGGAAUCAGUUGUCGAGGUUUCACAUAAGGAACCUCAUUUGAGUGAGGUACAGAGUUGCUGCCAAUGUAGAGCGUUCCAAAUCAGUCACUUAUUGGGUCCCAUUUCCAUCAUGCUCCCUUAGAAGGCAUCUGCCUAUAGUAAACAGCAAGACAGAACUAUAGAUUAGGUUCUUCAGCCAGCACAAGAAUCCAGUGAUGGUGCUGUAUGUUAAAACUCCCAAUUGGGAACGCAUGUUCAUAUGUUAAGAAAAUUCCUGUCACUGCUUAGUGGCUCUAUAGUUCAUGUUUUUCAAACAUUGCCCUUUGGGAUAUUUCCUCCUGCUUUUCAUAUUUUGCAAUUUACAUGAUCAUGUCAUAGCUUGUUAUUCACUAGCAUCAGAGCUGUCAGGCCAAAAGAAGACAGCAAUGCAUCAUAAACAAUGCGAAAGUGUCAUUUAAUUCACUCGCACCACAGGCCACUGGCUUUAUCGCUCAGCAAGCUCCAAGAUCUAAUUCCCUAAAGUCAAACAAAGCAAGAUAACCACCUCAACCUUACUACGAAUGUACUACGCUAUUUUCUGGCAAGUUCAUUUUUUUCUUCUCUAGAUUGGGAUUGUUCUAAUUGUCACUCGUGAUUGUUUGAGUCUAUGUGCCAAAUACCUCCUCAUGAUUUGCUCCACCUUCAGACGUCCACAUAGGCACAUUAGCCUACCGUGCGUGACAAAUACGGGUUUCUAAUGGGUAACCACUGAUGUGGAGUCCCCUUUUGAUGAACAAGCUUUGAUGCACAGCAGAUUGUUGUCCAAUUACUCAUAUAGACGUGUCCUGAAGUUAGUUUGUACGACCCUUAGAUGCACCACAAAAGCUGUUGUAGAAGUCACGUUUUGCCACAUUUUGCAUGUUGUAUUUUGUCAGUUUAGUUUGUAAUAGACAUUUUAAAGCAAUAGAGGCUAUGAAAUAGAAGUUUGGAUACAUUUAUUUUUUCAAAUACAAGCAAAUGUACUUAAACAUCUCCGGAUCUGUGGUAUUUUAGAUUUGUAACAAGAAAAGCUGUAUGUUUCUCUUAUUGGUGGAAGAUCCGUAAUUUCCCCAAAUUCGUUAUUGUAAAUUGUGAAACGUUCUUUUUUCUUCUUUUAUGUAUAUGUGUGUGUGUGUGUGUGCGUGCGUGUGUGCGUGCGUGGUUUUCCCCUUUUUUAUCCUUGUUAAAAGCAAUAUAUAUCUGUGGUUGCGAGAGUGCGUGUGUGUUUGUGCUAUAUGUAAUGUUUGCUUAAGGUCAAACCCCAGACAAGGCUUUAAAAGAUAAGAUGCAGCAGGGUCAGAUGGUGAUUUGUAUGUAAGAUCUUAAGUUUUCCCAGAAUUUAAAAUGUUUUCAGUAGCACUAAGCUUGAACACUUUGAACAGCUGAACAAGCAUGACACAAUGCACAUCAAUGUUAACAAUUCAAUUAGAUGCAAACAGGCCUAUGCACUCACGUUUUAUGUAUACCGAUUUAACUCCGUAAACUUUAGCGAAGGCACUUAGAUAUUCCGAAAUUUACGUUCUAAGGAUUUAACGUGUCAUGCUUGUGGCGGCAUUUCGAUUUGAAGUUUAAAGUGUUACUAAGAUGUACAUCAAUCGUUUGCAUUUUAUAAAACAAUUAUUAUUAUGAGAGUUUUCUUUCCAAAAGCACAGCUGAUACGCUAUUAAAAGUGAAAUAUGUUUAGAAAGUAGAAGAAAUGAAAAGUCUUUAGCCAUAAUCGAAUGUCAAGCAAUAAUAUAUAUGUGUAUUAUUAUUGAUUUUUGUGCAUAGACUUUAAACAUCUGCAUGUAAAUACAUUUCUUAUUUAUCGCGUUUGUUUGUUUUUCGGUUUAUUUCUCUUUUUUCGCUCUUUAUUGUCAAUUUGUUUCAUUUGUAUGUUGACUAGUUCAGUUCCCUGGUGGAGAACUACGAACGUCCAAUGGCCUGUAAACUGUACAGCUUAAUUUAACCUUUUGGCUUUUAAUUCACGAUAUUUAAUGUUUUAUUGAUCACAUGUAUAAAAGUAACUUUGUAACUUCUGUCUGUACUGUAUAGGUAAGAUGAAAAUACUCCUAAGACCUGCUCAGUGCAAAUAUGUAUCUGUUUAUCAGACACAUCAUGCUGUACGAUAUCUCUGUGUUUAGUACACUUCUCUCUUUUAGACUUACUUCGAUUAGUGGUAGGGUGUGCAGACGUUAAUUUUUGUGUUAUACUGAUGUGUGGUGCUAGGUAAUUUACUUUUGUGAACCAAAAUUAUGGAUUCAUAGAUUAGGCCGCCCUCUUAGUCCAUUCAUUAAUUAUUAUUAAUAUUAGGACAUGAUAAAUAAUGAUUAUAAUGAUAACGAUAAAGUUAACGAUAGUGGUAAAUUUUGCUUUCGAAUACCAAGCAAGUACCUGUAUCAGUGUGCUAGUCUUGGGACACGACUAGUUUCUUUCUCACUUUUAAGAUUAUUAGCUAAAGUAAAUCUCUAUGAAAUGUCGCAUUCUGAAUCUUUGCCAUGAAGAAAGUAGUUUGUGCUUAAAAAAAGACAAUAUGGAACAAAGAAGCAGUAUUGAUUGUCCGAACUUGUAGCUGAAACUGUUUCUUGUCCGGUUCGUGCACACAAAACGUUUACCAGUACUUGCGUAUCGGACGCUGGAAGGACUUUAGACACAUGAUUCCACAAAGUACUGGAUUGUCUUGAAGUUUAGCCCUUUUUUUGGCACCCUCAAUUUCUUUUUAGUUUCUUGUACCUAGCAGUUCCUUAAGACUCUUAAGCAUUUGUUUGUUUCCUCUUAAAUUCUACUCACUCAUAAGGUCUCAUUAUACACACACAAUGGUUAAGCGUUAUAACAAAAUUGUACAGAACAAAUGCAGUUGUACAAGGUUUUGUGCGACACUUCCUGUUUCUCUUUGUAGCAAGGCAGAUUUAACUUGCAAUAAUACAUAGAAAACUACGCUGAGUGCCUCUCAGUGCUACAGGAUGCAGAAACUAUAUUCGUCCGUCGUUGUUUUCACUGUUUUCGACGUACUCAAAUGACUGUGUUUGCACAUGUAGGUGACUUCUGUCUUGUGUUAUCAACUUUUCUUUUCAUUGGCUGUCUUUUUAUGUAAAUGAGGUAUAUCAUGUUUGUUUAUAGCCAUGGAAACAGCAUUUUAUUGUCUCAUGUGGUGUCCUGCAUUUCUUACCGACAGAGAUCAGUCGAAGUUCUCGGUGUCAGAUGUUCCUUUUUGCUUCUCCUCCGAACAACACAAUUGAAACUUGGCUAUGGGACAUGCAUUGUUGCAUCCAGUCAAUUGCACUCUGGUUGGAUUUCUUGGUGAAUGGCAGGACCCUUUUUGGAUAUUUGCCAAGACAAAAUGACGGACAAUAGGCAAUCCACUCUGUGUUCUCCUAUUCUUUCCUGCCAUUUAGGUUAAAGGUCAUAAUUACAAAACAAAAAAAUGACUAAUGCAAUGUAACUGAAGUGUUCAUUUGUGUAUGUAAAAUUAUGCAUACUACACAUCUGGAUCUAUUUACUGUUGUCUGUUUAAUAUGAGCUGAAUGGGAGAGCUGGGGCAGGACAGGUUGGAUUGUGCAUGGGCAGCAUCAACUGUGGGGAGGGGAGGGGGGGUGGGGGGGCAGAUAACAGUUUGUGGAUUUUUCUGUCACAUGUUUGCUACUGAUCUUAUAAUGGGGACAGUUGAUCACGUACAUUUUUAUUCAGCUCUUCAGAACUCUCUUUAGGAGAUAGUCUCUUCUCAAUAGUGGUUUUGCUCCUUAUGUUCGUCCGAUUCUUAAAUAUGAAAAUAAGUAUUUUGAUUCAUUUUGUAAAUACCGCUGUAAAGAAAAAUAAGAAAUUUAAUGUUGUCUUUUAAAUACUUUUCAUUCUAAUAUGAAUGUUGUUAUAUUGUACUUAGAAACUGUACCUUUAAUAUUACCUUUAUUAAAAGUGCAUUGGACACAUCAAUUUUAGAUGUGAUUUAUGUGCUGUUAUCCCAUAAUAAAAUUUACCGCUUGUA